CACCAAGGACUCAUCUCCUCAACUGACGAAUCCGAUGAACGCAAUAACUCUUCUUUAUCUUGGUUUCUCAGAACUUUUCUCUAGCCAAAACCCCAAAACAAGAAAUACACAGGAUGUCCGAUGAAUCCGACGAUGAGUUGAGAAGAAACAGAGGGCCGUCAAUGGCGCCCGAAGUGCAAUACCCGAAAUUCGAUCAAUUCGAUGAUUGGGAACCCAAUGUUUUUCCUCCAAACGACGUUUCUGAUGCUUUCUUUGAGCAUCCAGAACUCAGGCGUUCUUUGUCAUCUGAUGACUUGAUGCUGGAAGAUAGCGCCCUUAAAUCAAAGGGUGAAGUGAAUCCAUCAAAGCUUGACGACAAGCAGCAAAGAUAUACAGAUUUCCGCAAUCAAAAUCUGAACAAAUACUUCUAUUAUGACAGUCCUCUUUCAGAGGAAACCGGUGUUUGGAUACCUAUCUCUAUCCCACCAAUGCCAAAAGGAGAUCUUGAAGAAUGGCAAAAAGGUUUUUACAUGGAAGGGGACUACCUCCCAGAGGGUGACAAGGGAUGGGAUCAAUGCACUGGACAAGAUAAUAAGGAGAUGACAAUGUGGGAAGUGUUUCGUGACAUGUUAAUUAUGGCACGAGAGAAAAUAAGUUCUCAUGCAUCCAUUGAUUUUCAUGGAUAUAUAGGUCCAUGGGUUUCAAAACAUAUGCUAAGUGAAGUUUGGGAAGAGAUGGCACAAACUCUUAAAGAUGCCAACUUUGGAAAUCUUAAGGUUAUCCUUGAGGCGGAGCCACCAAGAUGGUUGCCUGAUAGUGCUGCAUCAUCAUGCAUGCUUUGCAACCUGCGUUUCCAUCCCAUCAUGCGGCCGAGACAUCAUUGCAGGUUUUGUGGAGGCAUAUUUUGCAAUGGUUGUUCUAAAGGAAGGAUGUUGUUGCCAGCAACAUUCCACACUUCAAACCUGCAAAGAGUUUGUGAUGUUUGCAAUGUACGGCUUGAGCCCAUCCAAACUUUCUUAAUAGACCAAAUUAGCCGUGCGGUGCAGCUUCCAACCCAUGAUUUAACAGAUCUAAGCACUUUGAGAUCGUGGCUUAAUUUCCCUUGGAGUCAAUCCAUGGAAUAUGAAAUAUAUAAGGCUACAAAUACCUUGAGGGGAUGUGAUAAGGUUGGAUAUAUGAACCCCGACAAGUCCAUUCCAUCUGCCAUUCUCAAACAAGCAAAAGGACUUGCUAUUCUAACAGUUGCUAAAGUUGGUGCAAUGUUUACCUACAACAUUGGGACUGGCAUAGUGGUAGCUAGGAGAGACGACAAAUCUUGGUCUCCUCCUUCUGCCAUCUCGUCUUUUGGCUUUGGUUGGGGGGCUCAGAUUGGAGGUGAAGUGACAGAUUUCAUAAUUGUGUUGAGAACCCAAAGUGCAGUGAGGACUUUUAGUGGGAAAGGUCACAUAUCUCUUGGUGCAGGUUUGAGUGCCGCAGUAGGCAUUGCCGGAAGGGCCGCUGAAGCCGGUCUUCGUGCCGGUGACGGCGGUUGUGCACCGUGCUAUACCUACAGCUUCAGUAAAGGAGCAUUUGUGGGGUGCUCUCUUGAAGGGAGCAUGGUGACAACCCGCACACGAGAAAAUUCGAGAUUUUAUGGCGAUCCAUCAAUCACUGCAUCAACCAUUCUUCUGGGAUCCAUGCCCCGCCCCCCUGCAGCCGCUAUCUUGUACUAUGCGCUUAAUGACUUGUACAAGAAAAUAGAGAACUCAUGAAAAACGCAUUGUUCAUUUCGUUUUCAACACAAACUGUAUAUUCUUCAUCCACUCUCAUCUUACAUAGAAUGAUUCUAGUGCAUUGCAUCCUUACAGCAAACGGACGCCUUUUUGUAAAGCAAUUGCAUGUGUGUGUUUAGUGUGUGUAAAAUCUCAAGCAGGUGUAUGACCAAGUGAAGAUCCUCUCGACCGUUGGAUUUCUUUAUCUUUUCAACUCAGUCAGCCGAUCUAAAAGGCGAGAGCAUUCGUACAUGACAGAAAUGCAAUCCCAGGCUUCUCUGUAAGAUCAAAAGAAUCAAUGGUGAUUCCAGGAGGGAACUCCCAAUCAAAGUGGAAGAGGACAAAGCUCUCCGGAUCCACCCAAUAGCGGGGAUCCCUAGCUAUGGCCCACACGUUAACCAGCACUUGGGUUCCCCGCGGUAUGGUGUACCUGCCGCUAACCAUGGUUUCUUCCAUGCACUCUCUGGGAAGCAACAAGGGAGUCGGGGGGUGGCACCUCAGAGUCUCUUUCACCACCGAGUUUAAGUAUGGUAAC
Messenger RNA from Cuscuta campestris, 2265 nucleotides. NCBI's taxonomy places the organism in Eukaryota, Viridiplantae, Streptophyta, Magnoliopsida, Solanales, Convolvulaceae. The record is from the annotation of a GenBank genome assembly.